Messenger RNA from Cutaneotrichosporon cavernicola, 231 nucleotides. RefSeq lists its product as uncharacterized. The record is from RefSeq and is a predicted model, not a curated record. Lineage: Eukaryota; Fungi; Basidiomycota; Tremellomycetes; Trichosporonales; Trichosporonaceae. The coding region runs from base 1 to 231 and encodes 76 amino acids. The transcript has 3 exons.
AUGCACCUUGUCGGGGCACUCUCACCGCUGAUGGCGACAGCGACGGGAUACCAGAUCUGCCCAGCGUCGUACUUGAUGGCUUGUGCGAGGGUCGCAGUUACGAAUCUCGAUGCCCUGUCGUCGCGCAACCACCGCGAGUGCCAUGAUGAGCGCCGCGACAUCUGGCUCGCUGCCAUCCACGAAUCGGGCUGGGUCGACUGCACCAAGGUCCAUCCCCACUUCAACGGCUAG